This is a messenger RNA of Phoenix dactylifera (date palm), 973 nucleotides long. RefSeq names its product rho GDP-dissociation inhibitor 1-like. Lineage: Eukaryota; Viridiplantae; Streptophyta; Magnoliopsida; Arecales; Arecaceae. Gene Ontology annotation, molecular function: Rho GDP-dissociation inhibitor activity; protein binding. The record is from RefSeq and is a predicted model, not a curated record. Gene Ontology annotation, cellular component: membrane; cytoplasm; cytosol. Gene Ontology annotation, biological process: Rho protein signal transduction.
CCUGAUGAUGAUACAUCCCCAUUCGAACACAUAUAAACACCUCCGAACGCCUCUUUCUUUCUCCUCUCUCCGCGGGCCUCGAUUUUGGUGUCCUAAACCCUCGUGGUUUCGAUCGGAGAGAAGGGUUUUGGCGACGAUGGAGGGAGAGAGGAGAGCGGAAGCGGGGAGUUCCUCCGCCUCGAGAACUCUCAGGGACGUCCUUGCGACUGCGACGGGGAGCGGUGAUGAUGCCUUGGUUGAUGAGAAGAACGCCGAGCUCGAUGAGGAGGAAGUCGAAGGAGAGGAGGACGAGGAGGGCGCCGCCGAUGGAUUCGUUCCCGGGCCUUUGAUCCCUCUCAAGGAACAGCUGGAGAAAGAUAAGGAUGACGAAAGUUUGAGGAGGUGGAAAGAGAAGCUGCUUGGUUGUCUUGAGGGAGAAUUUAAUGGCCAAAUGGAACCUGAAGUUGCAUUCCACUCCAUAGGAAUUGUUUCUGAGAGCUGUGCUGAAACUAUUACACCCUUACCGGUGGCAGAGAAUCAAAGCCGUGUCCUAUUUAUUCUCAAGGAGGGAUCACAAUAUCGUCUCAAGCUGACUUUCAGUGUUAAACAUAACAUUGUAUCUGGCUUAACUUACUCGAACACAGUCUGGAAGAAAGGCCUCCAAGUCGAUCAAAGGAAGGGAAUGCUCGGUACUUUUGCUCCUCAGCGCGGUCCCUAUGAACAUUUGCUCGAAGAAGAGACUACUCCAUCCGGUUCGCUCGCUCGUGGAAUCUACUCAGCAAAACUUAAGUUUGAAGAUGAUGACAAGAGAUGCCACCUGGAACUCGACUACUGCUUUGAAAUCAAGAAGCGCUGAUCAUAUAUUUCUCAAAAUCAAACAAAACUAAAACUGAAUGAAAGCAGCUGUGCAAUGCAAAUAUACUCUUCUUCGAGCUCCAGAAUGUUUUUUAACAGUGGCAAAAAAAAAAAAGAAAACUGGUUUUUAAAGAGACUA